Messenger RNA from Paramacrobiotus metropolitanus, 867 nucleotides. RefSeq names its product adhesion G-protein coupled receptor G6-like. The transcript has 8 exons. The coding region runs from base 285 to 635 and encodes 116 amino acids. The record is from RefSeq and is a predicted model, not a curated record. Lineage: Eukaryota; Metazoa; Tardigrada; Eutardigrada; Parachela; Macrobiotidae.
ACACCAACGCAGCGAAGACCGGAUGUACGCCGUACGCCACAACGACAACAGCUACAACAACUGCCUGCCCAACAGUGACGUGCCCGACGACAUCUUCCAGCGUUACUUGCCCAGCUUGUCCAAGUUGUCCAACCACUACUACUACUGCAUGUCCAACGACUGCCUCCACUACUAGUACCACAACACCGACCACGACCACCACCACCACCACAACAACAACAACUGCCGCUCCAGUAGCUUUAUGUGCGACUCCGGUGUCAACUGCCCCUCCUACGCCGCUAACUAUGGGAUGUGGUGGCUGUAUCACCGUUCCAGCAACAGGCACAGUUGUAUUCAGUUCCCCUGUUGGAGGAACUGGGGAAAGUGAUGCCCCGGGUGACUAUCCCAAUUUCGCCUAUUGCCUGUGGACUUUCCAAGGCCCUACCGGAAAGCAGCUGCAGUUCACGGAAGAUCCAUCGGUACCGUUCAAUUUGAAUGACGAUUGUGGCACUGACACACUACGCAUCGGCAGUGAUCAGUAUUGCAGUUCCAACGUAUUUACGACGCAAACUGUGAGCAAUCCUACAGUUGUGAUCUUUACAUCGGAUGUAUCUCUGACGGCAUCAGGUUGGAAGAUUAACGUGCAAGCGGUGUAGUUGUGAGGUUCUGAUCUACUGCGUGUUCAUUCAUGGUUCUUGGGGAAAAACUGUUCAGUCAGCUAAAAUAAGAACACGCGUCAAAUUAUUGACAGAUUUGUUUAAACAGUGCUAUGAUGACUGCUAUCGAUUUCUCUGGCAAUAUGUUUACAUAGUACUGGGGGAAAGCUGUUUUGUACAGAUACUGUAAUGAAUGGGAAAUUAUGACCUCGAUUUACCAGAUAAAAGCGUU